Messenger RNA from Solanum dulcamara, 1379 nucleotides. Its product is annotated as GRF1-interacting factor 1-like. Bases 450 to 1094 code for a protein of 214 amino acids. Gene Ontology annotation, biological process: positive regulation of transcription by RNA polymerase II; leaf development; cell population proliferation. Gene Ontology annotation, molecular function: transcription coactivator activity. The record is from RefSeq and is a predicted model, not a curated record. The transcript is spliced from 4 exons. Lineage: Eukaryota; Viridiplantae; Streptophyta; Magnoliopsida; Solanales; Solanaceae. Gene Ontology annotation, cellular component: nucleus.
UGGUCCAAACCCCAAUGUAGGUAAAACAUUUUACUUCUCUCCAGCCUUUAUUAAUGGCUUCUUGCCCACAAGAAUUAAGAUUCUCUUUCACUCACCCCCCACCCCUUACCCCACCCCCACCAACACUGUGAGUACAAAACUGAUGUACCCCAGAGCUCUGUUAUAUCUUUUUUUUCUUCCUACGUACUGUCAAUAUCCCAUUAAUUGCCAUUGCUGUGUAUUUGAGUGUCGCUAUACAGGUCAAGUGAGGUUGUGAACAGAAGAAGAAAAUAAAAAAAGAGGGUCCAUUUCCUUUUUGCACUUGCCUUGAUUUCUCUGCCCCCGUUACCCCCGUACCCCCUUCACAGAAAAACUGAUAAAGAUUGAAACUUUGCAUUUAAAACCCCCUUUGUGUGUGUGUUUUAGUGUGUGUUUUUUGUUUGGAGGGUAUAAAAAGAGGAGCAAAAAAUAUGCAGCAGCACCUGAUGCAGAUGCAGCCCAUGAUGGCAGCUUACUAUCCAACGAACGUCACUACUGACCAUAUUCAACAGUAUUUGGAUGAGAACAAAUCACUUAUUCUGAAGAUUGUUGAGAGCCAGAACUCUGGGAAACUCAGUGAAUGUGCAGAGAACCAGGCUAGGCUUCAGCGAAAUCUGAUGUACCUUGCUGCUAUUGCUGAUUCACAGCCUCAACCUUCUAGCAUGCAUUCUCAGUUCUCUUCUGGUGGGAUGAUGCAGCCUGGAACACACAAUUACCUGCAGCAGCAGCAGCAGCAACAAGCCCAACAAAUGGCAACACAACAACUCAUGGCUGCAAGAUCCUCUUCAAUGCUCUAUGGACAACAACAACAGCCUCAAUUAUCACCAUUUCAACAACAAGGCUUGCAUAGUAGCCAACUUGGCAUGAGCUCUGGCAGUGGUGGAAGCACUGGACUUCAUCACAUGCUUCAAAGUGAAUCAUCACCUCAUGGUGGUGGAAGUGGUGGUGGUUUCCCUCAUGACUUUGGCCGCGCAAAUAAGCAAGACAUUGGGAGUAGUAUGUCUGCUGAAGCACGCGGCGGAAGCUCAGGUGGUGAUGGUGGUGAGAAUCUUUAUCUGAAAGCUUCUGAGGAUUGAAGUUUAAGGUUUUACAAGUAAUUUUAAGGUAGUAGUAGUAGUAGUAGUGAUAGGGAGGAGGAGGUUUUAGUUUAUCUUGUCAACUAAUUAGGAACAAGAUUUAGUUGGGCAAGAAUUUUGAAAGUAUUGUUGCUUUAAGAUUUGUGUAAUCUAUGUUGUUUUACCAUAUGGUUCUACUUUUUUUUGUUAGUAUGUGUAAUGCAAGAGAAACUAUAGCUUCUGCUUGUUGUAUGUGGUCAUGUACAUUUGUUAGGUUAUUUUCAUUUUGAAUUGCUUUUCUUGUGA